Peronospora farinosa is the source of this 1116-nucleotide messenger RNA. The record is from the annotation of a GenBank genome assembly. NCBI's taxonomy places the organism in Eukaryota, Oomycota, Peronosporomycetes, Peronosporales, Peronosporaceae.
AUGGAGCUACGAGCAAAAGAUGUGACUUUGCCAAUUGAAGUGCCACAUUGCGGAGACCUGAACGAAUCGAUACAACGCACGCUAUUGGAAAAGAACAACAUGGGGAUCAUCCGCUUUUACGAUGUAUGUGAAUUAGCCUCGCAAACCACGAGUUUGCUGAAUCCAUCGCGUAAAGUAUUUUGUGAUAGCUUGAGCACGUGUUAUAAGGCGUAUCGGUCCUUUUACAUUAAACUGCUGGCCGUGGUCUUCUCGCAGUUUGAAGAGAUUAUGUUGCUUGAUGCUGACACGUUGUUUUUUGAGAGCCCUAUGACGCUUUGGGAUACGGACAAGUACCGCACGACUGGCACGUUAUUUUUUCACGACCGUAUAAGUCAGCCAGAUAUGUAUAUGGGUGCGCCGUUUCGUGGCAACGCACAUGUGAGCGUUUUAAACCAUUACAUUUCGCACUUUGAUGUGACGCCUUUUGCACCGUUGGGGAACAUUCAGCGGCCAAAGGCAACGAGCGAGAACAAGGUCCCAGUGGACUUGAAAAACUACUCGCCCAGUGAGCACCUACUGAAGAGCCACUCAUGGAAUCACCGCGCUGGGCACGAGAUGGACUCGUCGUUGGUGCUGUGGAACAAGAAAAUGCAGCCACGAGCAACUGCGAUACUGGCAGCUUUUGUCGCGAUCAAUGGCAUCAACCGUCCCCCGUCGUAUGGUGACAAAGAACUGUAUUUCUUAGCCGUUGAGCUUGCUGAAACUCAGUACGCUUUCUCUGAUUUUGGAGUGGGCGGUGUGGGCUGGGACUUUCGCGACAACGGCCCGGGCAAAUCGGUUGUUUGCGGCCAUGCCUCGCAUUACUACCCGAUAAAACCUGCGAACGCUAGCACCGUUGCGAGCACGAGAGUGCUGUACCUCAACAGCGAUGCGAUUCUGGAGUAUGAACACGCGAAGAAGCCCGUCUACUAUAGUCAAGCGCGAUUAUACGAGGUGUAUGUCGGUUCUUUCGCAGACCGCGGCCUACAGCAGGAGUGUCCAUUCGACGUGACGGGCGUGCGCUUUUCUUCCGCGCAAGCUGAUUGCAUUCUAUCGCGUCAGCGCUAUUACGAAAUUGCCAAGUUCUGGAUACAGUAG